UACACACACAUAUCGCUGAGCAAAAGAAUUAAUUUGUACAGUAUGUUCAUUGCUUCCUUUUCUCCUGGAAUUCAUGAUGAAGUUUUAGGGAGGGUGGUGGAGGAAGGGAAAACCACAUUCGAAACCCAUCAUUCUCUACAGUGUCAUUUCGAAAGCCAGACAAAAGCCAAAUGAGGAGGCUGGGGAAAAAGUGUACAACGUAGCAGCUGAAAAUCACCCUCCAUUUCUUCUGGAGCCCGGAGGUUAUACCCAGGCAUCACAAUAGCUGCCCUUCUCACAGACACCUAACUGAACCCUCAGGUUUCUACCUUGACUACAAGCAAAAUUGCAGUGAAUGUCACUUGAGUAAUAAACAGAGCCAUACAGACUACGCAAGUCAGGACACUGACUUGUGGGUGGAGCACUAAAACAACUGAUUUCUUCAUUUUCCACUUAGCAAAGUCAUGGAAGACCUCGAGGAAGCAUUAUUUGAAGAAUUUGAGAACUACUCCUAUGGCCUAGAAUAUUACUCCCAAGAGUUUGACACAGAGGAGAAGGUUCACCUGGGAGUUGUCCACUGGAUAUCCCUGGUGUUAUGCUGCUUAGCCUUUGUUCUGGGCAUUCCAGGAAAUGCUACUGUCAUUUGGUUCACAGGAUUCAAGUGGAAGAAGACUGUCAGCACUCUCUGGUUUCUCAAUCUGGCUGUUGCAGAUUUUAUUUUUCUUCUCUUCCUGCCCCUAUACAUCUCCUAUGUGGCAAUGAAUUUCCACUGGCCCUUUGGCAGUUGGUUGUGCAAGGCCAAUUCCUUCAUUGCUCAGUUGAACAUGUUUGCCAGUGUUUUCUUCCUGACAGUGAUCAGUCUGGAUCGCUACAUCCACUUGAUCCAUCCUGUGUUAUCCCAUCAACACCGAACCUUAAAGAACUCUUUGCUAGUUAUUUUGUUUGUUUGGCUUUUGGCUUCUCUAAUGGGUGGCCCUGCCUUAUACUUUCGGGACACCUGGGAGUUAAAUAACCACACAGUUUGCUAUAAUAACUUCCAUGAGCAUGAUCCUGACCUCAUUUUGAUGAGGCACCAUGUUCUGACCUGGGUGAAAGUUACUGUUGGGUACCUCUUCCCUCUGCUGACAAUGAGCAUUUGCUACUUGUGUCUCAUCUUCAAGGUGAAGAAGCGAAGCAUCUUGAUCUCCAGUAAACACUUCUGGGCAAUCUUGGCUGUGGUCAUGGCCUUUUUGAUUUGCUGGACUCCUUAUCACCUAUUUAACAUUUGGGAGCUUACAAUUAACCACACUAGCAAUUUUCACCAGGUACUGAAGGCCGGAAUACCUCUCUCCACGGCCUUGGCAUUCCUCAAUAGUUGCUUGAACCCCAUUCUUUACGUCCUGAUCAGUAAGAAGUUCCAAAAGCACUUUCGGGCCUCCAUUGCUGAGAUAUUGAAGUACACACUGUGGGAAGUCAGCUAUUCUGGGACCAUGAGCGAACAGCUCAGGAACUCGGAAACCAAGAAUCUGUGUCUCCUGGAAACAGUCCAGUGAAUUAGAACUCUUCCACAAAUCAGUAUAAAUCAUUUUAAAAUUAAACAAAUUUCUUUUUAAGUGUGGGGUCCCACACUGAUAUAAUUUCCACUUUCUAUUCCUAGCACUACAUUUAUAUGGACAUCAGUAUAGGAUGCUUUUAGGUUAUUUGAUUCCAAGAUAUACAACUGAUCCUAUUCUUUUGUUUUUUGUUCAAUUUAUUGGAAACACAUUUUUGCAUACCUAUAAAGCUUAGGAUCUUCAUUAUUUUGUUCAGUUACUUAAAUUAUCUGUGUCAUUCUUGCUAUUUACAUUAUAGAGAAUCACCACUAUUAAGGCAAUUUCAGCAAU
Messenger RNA from Talpa occidentalis (Iberian mole), 1841 nucleotides. It is a transcript of the gene CMKLR2, whose product is annotated as chemerin chemokine-like receptor 2. Gene Ontology annotation, molecular function: complement receptor activity; G protein-coupled receptor activity. The coding region runs from base 444 to 1511 and encodes 355 amino acids. Lineage: Eukaryota; Metazoa; Chordata; Mammalia; Eulipotyphla; Talpidae. The record is from RefSeq and is a predicted model, not a curated record. Gene Ontology annotation, cellular component: plasma membrane. Gene Ontology annotation, biological process: phospholipase C-activating G protein-coupled receptor signaling pathway; complement receptor mediated signaling pathway; positive regulation of cytosolic calcium ion concentration. The transcript is spliced from 4 exons.